GUCAGCUCGGAGUCAGCGAGGGCUUCAGCGCAGGCGUCAGCGGAUGUGCUCCAGGCUCAUCUGAGACAUCAGCGGAUCGAUUGUGUGGACCGCCUGGGACUACAGUGCGCUUAUUCCGGUGGUCAGCUGGGACGUCGGUGAGAUUACUUCGAAGCUCAGCAGAAACUACAGUGAGUGCUAACAUCGGUGAGAUUGAUUACUUCGAAGCUCAGCAGGGUCAUCAGUGAGAUUGAUUCAAAGCUAAGCAGAGUCAUCAGCGACAUUAUUUCGAAGCUCAGCGGGAUCAUCAGUGAGAUUGAUUCGAAGCUCAACAGGGACACCACUCAGCAGAGACCUCAACGGGACCUUCUCCGGAGCCCAACCGAGACCUGAGCAAGCAUCACCUGAAGAUGAUCUAGGGCCCUCCUAACCCUGUCGACCACCUCCAUGGGCCAUCCCGCGAAGCAUUGCUGGGAGCUCUGACCGAACACCGGCUGGCACCGCCGACCUGUCUGCUCACGGUCUCUGCGACCUGUCCACAAAGCGGCGCACCCAGGCGGCGUGUCGCCAUGCCGUUGCGUCACCGCCGGCGAGCCGGAGCGCUGGCGCCGCCUCUGGCGCGGCUGCUGUUGCCGCCGCUGCUGGUGUUCGUGCUGGCGCGGACAGCGAGCAGCGAGACGCAGCCGUCCCACGGCAAGACGGAUCUCGUGGAGCGUCUGCUGGUGGAGUACGCGCCGCUGCUGUACCUCCACCCCGAGGAGCGCUGGCUGCCGGCCGACGUCAGCGACUUCAUAGCGCACGUCAAGGUGCUGGAGCCGGGCGGCUUGAGGCCGGUCAUCAACUCCAGCCUGCCGGCCGGCAGCCGCAGCCUCAACUCGCAUCUGGUGGCUCAGCUACCUCGAGACCUGGGCUCCGAGAACGUCCAGCCUCCGACACACCUGCGCGGCACCAGUCCCGCCUCUGGCAACGUGCCCGUGUACGUGUCGCUGACCCGGUGUGACCGCGAGGCGUCCGGGGCGGCCCGGCCGCGCGGCGCCCUGCCCAGCUUUGUCGCCACGUACUGGACCUUCCACCCGUUCAGCGAAGGCAAGAAGGCGGCCGGCCGCCUGCGCGGAAGCCACGUCGGCGACUGGGAGCACGUCAGCAUCAAGGUCCAGGACGGUGCACUCGUCUCCAUCUACCCGUCCGCUCACGACUUCGGGGCCUACUACACCUACAAUCCGACGACGAGAGACUUUCGCCUCACGUCGCAGAACAACAGAGGCAGGUUUCCAGUCAGCCCAGAGUACGCGCCCAUUCUGAAGGUGCGGGGCACUCACCCCGUGCUGUACGUCGCGAAAGGCUCUCACGGGCUUUGGCCGGACGCGGGGGUGCAGGUGUUCAGCCGGCUGGCUCAGCUGUCGGACGUCACGGCGCCGGGCGUACCGUGGCGCACGUGGCGGCGGCUCGUGCUGCUACACCGGCAGCCGCCGCAGUGGCUCCAGUUUCUCGGUCGCUGGGGCAACCCGGCCGGCUGCUGGCACCUGUGGCGCUCGCUGUGCGCCAACAGUGGCGGGCCCACCGGCAUCCCGCUCAAGGUGCCCGACUUCCAGUGUCCGACCAGCGGCGCCGGCCGCGCCCCGCGCUGGGGCCAGCUGCUGGCCAAGGGACGGUGAGCGGCCGCUGCUGGGGAUGUGGAGCGAGCUGGAGACGCAGCUGCUGGAUGGCAACGAUGCCUGUGCCUCACGCUGAGUUCUCGGCCCAACUCUCUCAGCUGACUCCUGUGAGCGAUCGGCCCACGCCCAGACGCGAAUGCCUGUGCUUGGGGCCAAGUCGGAACCAGUGCUGAAAGCUCCGGGACGCCGGAUAUCGCGGUGCGGGGCACAUCACUCGCGUCAUCGCCAAAGAACCGUGCUCUGACUCGUAGCGACGAGUGACGCUGCGUCAGCGUGUAAUGCUUCACAAGGCGUGAUAUUACGUCCAUGUUACGUGUCAGGCAGGUUCUUCACGUACGGCAAUGAGUCGUCAGCUGUGCGUACGUUGAGCCGUGGGCUACCACAUGUGUGGAAGCUUUGUUCUAAGAAGAAACUGGUGUGCAUUCAGUCCAGCAGUAUUGUUUCCUCUGCAAACAUGACUGUCUCAUUUAGCAGAUUAUAUCUUAUGCGGGCA
Messenger RNA from Pollicipes pollicipes, 2127 nucleotides. Its product is annotated as putative vacuolar protein sorting-associated protein TDA6. NCBI's taxonomy places the organism in Eukaryota, Metazoa, Arthropoda, Thecostraca, Pollicipedomorpha, Pollicipedidae. The transcript is spliced from 8 exons. Bases 549 to 1634 code for a protein of 361 amino acids. The record is from RefSeq and is a predicted model, not a curated record.